Messenger RNA from Bicyclus anynana (squinting bush brown), 2992 nucleotides. It is a transcript of the gene mAcon1, whose product is annotated as aconitate hydratase, mitochondrial. The transcript has 16 exons. Gene Ontology annotation, cellular component: cytosol; mitochondrion. The record is from RefSeq and is a predicted model, not a curated record. Lineage: Eukaryota; Metazoa; Arthropoda; Insecta; Lepidoptera; Nymphalidae. Gene Ontology annotation, molecular function: 4 iron, 4 sulfur cluster binding; aconitate hydratase activity. Gene Ontology annotation, biological process: tricarboxylic acid cycle. The coding region runs from base 182 to 2548 and encodes 788 amino acids.
GCCAAAAAAUUCUGAUUCCGCUGAAGCGGUGGAGGCGAGUGCGUGUAAUUUAAUUUUCUAACUAUAAUAAUUGCGUUGCAAAUUAAGUGACGACAGUUUAGUGAUAUCCAUGUUGCCUAUAUUUAUUUAAUUAUAAAGUUUAAUUACUAAAUAAAUAAUAUUAUACAGAAGUCCCGCAACCAUGGCUCACUGUGUUAGAGUUUUGCAUGGCCAAGGUGGCAGGACACGGAUCGCACUCGUGGAAAUCCAGAAACGAUGCUUCAGCGUGUCACCCCUCACCGCCGCGGCGGCCCAGGUCGCUAUGUCCAAGUUCGACAAAUCUCCGCUGCCGUAUGAAAAAUUGAGCAAAACUUUGGAAGUUGUAAAGAAAAGGUUAGGUCGAGACAUGACCUUGUCGGAGAAAGUUUUGUAUUCUCACUUGGACAACCCCAAAGAACAGGAAAUUGAAAGAGGCACCAGCUACCUCCGCCUCCGCCCUGACAGAGUGGCCAUGCAGGAUGCCACAGCACAGAUGGCCAUGUUGCAGUUCAUCUCAUCAGGAUUGCCCACUGUUGCAGUACCCUCCACUAUCCACUGUGACCACUUGAUUGAGGCUCAGAUUGGUGGCGACAAAGAUUUAGCAAGAGCUAAGGACAUCAACAAAGAAGUCUACAAGUUCUUGGAGACCGCUGGUGCUAAAUAUGGAGUUGGUUUCUGGAAGCCAGGCUCUGGUAUCAUCCAUCAGAUCAUCCUGGAGAACUACGCGUUCCCUGGUCUGCUGAUGAUUGGUACUGACUCCCACACACCCAACGGAGGUGGUCUCGGUGGGCUGUGCAUUGGUGUUGGUGGUGCUGAUGCUGUUGACGUGAUGGCUGACAUUCCAUGGGAGUUGAAGUGCCCCAAAGUCAUCGGCGUCAAGCUUACUGGUAAGCUCAAAGGCUGGACCAGCCCCAAGGACGUGAUCCUCAAGGUUGCCGGCAUCCUGACAGUGAAGGGCGGCACGGGCGCCAUCGUGGAGUACCACGGGCCCGGCGUCGACUCCAUCUCCUGCACCGGCAUGGCGACCAUCUGCAACAUGGGCGCUGAGAUCGGAGCCACCACUAGCGUAUUCCCGUUCAACGACCGCAUGGCCGCGUACCUCAAGUCCACCGGACGACACGACAUCGCCAACGCCGCCAACACGUACAAGAACCUGCUGACUCCUGACCCGAAAGCGCCUUACGAUCAGCUUAUCGAAAUCGACCUGUCAACCCUGGAGCCCCACGUGAACGGCCCCUUCACCCCGGACCUCGCGAACCCCAUCUCGAAGCUCGGCGAGGCGGCCAAGAAGCACGACUGGCCCGUCGACAUCCGCGUCGGCCUCAUCGGCUCCUGCACCAACUCCUCGUACGAGGACAUGGGGCGCUGCGCCAGCAUCGUCAAAGAGGCGCUCGGGCACGGCGUGAAGUCCAAGAUCCCCUUCAACGUGACCCCCGGCUCGGAGCAGGUGCGCGCCACCAUCGAGCGCGACGGCAUCGCGCAGACCCUGCGGGAGUUCGGCGGCACGGUGCUAGCGAACGCGUGCGGCCCCUGUAUCGGCCAGUGGGACCGCAAGGACGUGAAGAAGGGCGAGAAGAACACCAUCGUGACGUCAUACAACCGCAACUUCACGGGCCGCAACGACGCCAACCCCGCCACGCACUGCUUCGUCACCAGCCCCGAGCUCGUCACCGCUCUGUCUUUGGCUGGUCGGCUGGACUUCAACCCGGUGACGGACGAGCUGACGGGCAAGGACGGCAAGAAGUUCAAGCUGUCCGACCCGUUCGCGGACGAGCUGCCCGCCAAGGGCUUCGACCCCGGCCAGGACACAUACGAGCACCCGCCUGCUGACGGCUCCAAGGUGAAAGUGGAUGUGGCGCCAACGUCAGACCGCCUGCAACUGCUGGAGCCAUUCGACAAGUGGAACGGCAAGGAUCUGACGGACCUGACCAUCCUCAUCAAGGUGAAGGGCAAGUGCACCACCGACCACAUCUCCGCCGCCGGCCCGUGGCUCAAGUACCGCGGACAUCUUGACAACAUCUCCAAUAACAUGUUUAUCACCGCCACGAACGCCGAGAACGGCGAGCUGAACAAAGUGAAGAACCAGGUGUCGGGCGAGUGGGGACCCGUGCCCGCCACCGCGCGCGCGUACAAGGCCAAGGGCGUGAGCUGGUGCGUGGUGGGCGACGAGAACUACGGCGAGGGCUCCAGCCGCGAGCACGCCGCGCUCGAGCCGCGCCACCUCGGCGGCAGGGCCAUCAUCGUCAAGUCCUUCGCCAGAAUCCACGAGACCAACCUCAAGAAGCAGGGCCUGUUGCCGCUGACGUUCGCCAACGCGUCCGACUACGACAAGAUCCAGCCCACGGACAAGAUCUCGCUGCUCGGCCUCAAGGACCUCGCUCCGGGAAAACAAGUGGACUGUGAGAUCAAGCACAAAGAUGGCAAAACUGAACGUAUCAAGCUCAACCACUCACUGAACGAACAACAAAUCUCUUGGUUCAAAGCAGGCUCCGCCCUCAACAGAAUGAAGGAAAUCGCUUCCGGAAAGUGAACAUCACUAUGGCUAAAUAGAGUAGGCGAAAUGAGUUCUUAAUUAUUGUACCAUAGACAAUUUUUUUUUUUCGUUUUUGUUACCAUGUAUUUUUAAUAUGUAAUCACGUCUUUUAUAAAAUGAACCAGUAUUGUUUAUGAGCCAUUUUAUGUUUAGUGAUUUACGACUGGCAACACUUAGCUAUGCCAGUGAGUCAGUUUUUUUAGUUCAAACUUAUUUAUAUAGUGCAUUUUUGAUAAUAAUUGUAACGUGUAACACCAGACAAUACUUGUUCGAGGCGCGGUGAUGAAUCUUAUAGCGUAGAUCAUUUUAUAGAUGAAAUUAGAAAUUAAGUUUUAAACUUUUUUUCGACUUAAACCAGUAAUUAAGUGAAAUUGUUUUAUUAUUAUACUAUUUAUGUACAUAAUGUUAAAAACAAACUUAAUAAAAAUUACGUACGUAUAA